UCUCCAUCGUCAGAUUGUUAAGGAGGCAUUCGCUUCAUUAAUGGCAUUGUUGUAAAUAUAACAAAAUAUGCACCUAUUUAUUAGUUAGAAAAACCUACUCCGUAAAAACACAAAGUAUUCCCUAAGUAUCUGAACUCUCUCUCCUCUAGAGUCGAUGUCCUUCUUCUUCGCUGGUUACGAAAAUUCUCUCACACAUGCGGUAGAUUCUUCAGCACUCGUGCUUUCGUUCCAAGCUUUCUUCCGAUUGGAGGGCCGAUACUGCAGGCUGGAAUCUCAUAAAUCUUAAUCAAUCCGUGAACCGGAACAAGCAGUUGAAGGUAGGUUUCAAAAUAAACUUCUUUAGUUUUAGUACUAUUUUUUUUAGAUUUUCUGUGGAAGAAUUCAUUUUAGUUUCAAGUUUAUUUACCUUAAAUCUGUCUAAUGGAAAUGAUUAGUUUAUGGUUCAGUUAUAAUGCGCCUUGCUAGUCUAUCAAAUUUUAAAAAUUCAUUUCCCAUUCUGCAUCUAUCAAGUGUUUGAUAUUACGAUAGUAUAUCUCAGAGCUAGCUAUGAACCAGUUUUUUACCAUGUAGCUUUCUGUUAUACAUCAAAUUUAAGAGUUAAUUAUCAAAAUAGGACUAAAACUCAUUCAUUUUGCACAAAUAGGACCAAAAAAUAAACUAUGUUUCCAUAGGACUAAUUAUGUUUGUCUUGGACAAAUAUACCCUUAUACCUAUUGGAAUGUUUUAAUUCAUAAUAAAAUAAUAAAAAAUAAUGAAAAUUCGUAAAAUAUACCAAAAAAUUAAUAAAAAUAUUUUGAAUAAUAAUAAAUUUAAAAAAAAAUAUUUUAAAAAAAAUAAAAAUUAAAAAAAAUUAAAAAAAAAUAAAAAAAAAUCAAAAAAAUAUUUUUUUUGUCACCGCCGCCUAUACCGCCCCAGCACCACCACCUCUAGUCAUUUGGGGAAAAAAUGCCAAAUUUAUUAUGAAUUCCAUAUUUUUGGCAUAAUUCAGAAUGAUUUAAGAUGGAAGAAAAAAAAUGUUGGCAUUCUCAAAGAGAAAUAUGCCAUAUUUUUGGCAUUUUCCGAAAAAAAUGGAAGUUUGUAGGAAAUAUGACAUUUUUUUUAACGGUCGGAGGUGGUGGUGCAGGGAGGCGGUACCACCACCUCCUGUCACCGGGGUAAAAAAAUGCCAAAAAAAUUAUGAAUGCCAUAUUUUUGGCAAAAGUCAAAAGGAUUCAAGUUGGCAGAAUGAAAAUGUUGGCAUUCUCAUAGAGAAAUAUGCCAUUUUUGUGGAAUUUAAAAACAAAGUGGCAUUUUUUACACCGAUCGGAGGUGGUGGUUCAGGGAGGUACUACAGGCGGUGGGAAAGGUAUCCAUAUUUUUUAUAAUUUUUUUUAUGGAGUUUUACUAUUUUUUUAUUAAUUUUCAAAAAAAAAAAAUUAAAAUUUUUUUUUUUUUUCUUAUUUUUUAUUUUAUAAAAAUUUUAUUAAUUUUUUUAUUAUUUUUCUAUGAAUUAUUGAAAUUUUUUCGAAUUUAUUAUGAAUUAAACAUUUAAUUAUGACUUUUAGCUAUCUUUUACUAAUAUUUAAAGGAGGGGUAAGAAUGGAAGAAAGAAAUGAGUAUGUUUCCAAUAGGACCACUAUGGUCCUAUUUUGAAAAAAAAACUUAGCAAGUCCUAUUUUGAGUUUUUGCCAUAGUUUUAGUCCUAUUUGAAGUAAUUUCUACAAAUUUAAAGUAAGUUAUUUUUCCCUCUGCAUCUUUGAAUUGUUUGAUAUUAUUUCUCAGUGAGCUUAGUUUACUCUGCAAUUUUAAGAUCCUAGAGUGUAUGCAUUUGAUUAGGUAAAAAAAAGUAAAAUACCCUUAAGUUGAUAAGUAUUAUACCUUUGUUGAACUGAUAUUUUUUUAUUAUGAUCUCUGUUCUAAAAAUCGUUCUAGGCGUCCGACUAGUCCCCGCCUAGGCGCUAGGCGGUGGUCGGGCGCCCCGAUUUUUGUCCAGGCGCUUCGAUUAAUUGGUUUGCCAUCUAGGUGAAUUAGUCGGCCGCCUAUGGCGCCUAAUUGCCCGCCCAGAGCGCCUAAUCGGCCGUCUAGAUUCGCCGAGCAUUACUUUACUUUUCAAUUUUAAUUUUCUAAACAAUAUAAGUGCUUUACCUUUAGCCAAAGAUAUAAAGAAAUGAAGUUGUAAAUUGAGAUAAAGACUAUAUAUGUUUGUAUAUACACCUAAAUUUUAUUAUUAUUUAUAUAAUUAUAUUUAUAACAUAAUGAAGUUAAGUGUUUAGUUAUCAUAUACGAAGUACUACGUAUGAUUAAAUGUGAUAAUUCUAUCAUGUUUGUUAAUGUAUGUGUAUAUAUGUAUUUUAUUCACACAAGAAUACAAUAUUACAUAUCAUAUUUAUGCAAAAUAUGGACCGAUUAAUCGAGUCAAGGGGGCGAUUUAUUUCGUUAGUAUAGGGGGUGAAAAAAAAAAUCGCUAGUGCACCGGGGCGAUUUUUUUCGCUUGUGUAGCGGGGCGAAUUUUUUCGCUAGCAUAAGGCUCUGCGGCUAAUUUUCAUUCAAAAAAAUUCAUUGGUACAUACAUGAUGAUAUUUAAAUCUAUUACAUUCUAAGUUUAAACAAUGGAAAAAUAAUAUUAAUUUUAUAAUUAUAAAUGCUCUAAAAAAAAGUACUGAUACAUUAAAGCCUAAGAAAUGAAAAUUCAAAUGAAAAUUAUUUGAAGGUCUAGAGUUUAAAAGGUACACAUCAACCAAGCUAAGACUUUUUUUAACCAUAUGAUCUUAUUAGAAUAAAGAAUUGGUUUUUGAAUUGCAAUUUUUGUCUACCAAGGAUGGUGUUCGUGAGUCACGAGAAGAUUUCUUAAUAUUACAAUAGUAUGUAUGAGAUUAUUAUUUUGAGAAUAAUAUUAUACAUAGUAUUGCUAUUCACAUAUAUGGUGCAUAUUGUAUUUGUAUUAAUGCUAAUUAAAAUAAGUUAAAGUUUAUUAAUCUAUGCAAUA
Molecule: messenger RNA, 2965 nt
Organism: Cuscuta epithymum
Lineage: Eukaryota; Viridiplantae; Streptophyta; Magnoliopsida; Solanales; Convolvulaceae
Source: the annotation of a GenBank genome assembly